UUGACACAGAUAUACACACAAAAAAAAACUGUAAAAAUCUGCAGUUUCUCUGCAAAAAACCUGCAGAGGAACUGCAAAGAAACUGUAAAGACUUUUUUGCAGAUCUGCAUCAGAUCUUUGGUCAAAUUUUGGCACAUCUGCAAUGCAGAUCUGCUUCAAAUCUGUAGACACCCUUUGCAGAAUCUGCAAAGUUACUGCAAAGAUUUUAGCAGAUUUAUGUUGCAGAAAAAUCACCUGGGCACCGGACUUCGAAAUUUUCAAAUGGAAUUAGAGUCUGGGGGAUCCCCCAGACUCUAAUUGCAUUUGAAAAUUUCGAAGUCCGGUGAUAUGCAAUCGAAACUAAAUGGCAUUUUAUGCGCGGCUUAUAGCGACCUCGCUAGUCACUCAAUACAUUUGUGCAUACGUGAUAACAGCUAUAUAUAACUCCCGCGAUAUCCUUGAAUUUGUAACGUUCAGUUUUAGUCUUAAAGACUGCACAUGUGUUGAGCAGCAAGUUAAGAAGGGUCAAAAGUAUAUUUUCAUUGGUUUUCUUUCAUCGGGGCUUUAACUUUUUCUGACAUAAAUAGUCACAGUUAGCUGUGACUAUUUAUGUCAAGUGCAACUUAACUUUUCAUAGCCUAACAAGACAAACUUAAGUUACACACGUUUACUAUACAGCGUAAACACGAACCGUAAAACUACUUUCUCUCAUAUGGUGAAAUACAGACCAUUUACUGCUAGUAUUUUUACCGUUUGCGAAAAUACACUGUUUUCCCAUCGUUUACCGCCGUAAACGGUAUUUGUUUUGACCGAUCUGGAUAUUUGUUUAAUACUUUUUAGAAAGGAAAUAAUAUUUAAAGGUCAAACUAUAGAAUUGUUUCUUUCUUGAGCCGGGUUAGCUACUGACAAAUAGCAGUCUUAUGUGAGAUGAGAAUGUGUUAUGAAAUUGUCUCUUCAGAGGCUAAUGGUCCAGUACUCGUUAUAGUACAUUUUAUUGGUAAAUUAUCUUAAUUUCAAUUGAAUUAAGUGCAAGACACUAGUAUAUCUGAUUUCUAAAUUUGAAUACUCUAAUGAAGAAAUUGUGAGUUUUCUGUCAGAAAAAGUCUUUCAUCAUAAUGAUGCAAUUCCCUGAAUUAUACAGUCUCCUAUAUAGCAAAGAGUUCACGCGGUUUUUCGAGUAGAGUUGUACUAAUGUUUCAGUUUUCAGAUACGUUUCAUGGCUCGUAAUAAAGAAAAACACGUUAUCGGUUUAAAUCGCCUAUAUCUCUCCCAGGCUGAAGAACGUAUGUAAAGAACAUUCUGCUCUUUUACUUCUACGUGUUCAGUUGUCCUUUUCUUCUCAGGAGCCAAAGCACGCAAUCCUGCAAGACCAAAUCUAGUCAGUGGAUCGAUACAUCUUAGAAUUAUAAGAAAUUUUUCUACCUGCUCUAUUUUAGGCUCUACUUAAUAGUGUUUCUGAAAUUCGUCGCUGGUUGCCGUCAAUUGUACGAGAUAUUGAUAUUAAUUUAGCACAAACGAUUGUUCCAUGCUACACUGAUGAGAAAGUUUCUCAAAUAUAUGAUAAAGUAUCAAAAUUAGAAUAUGAACAUAAAUGUUAUAAACGAAAAUUAGCUCAAUUAGAAUUAAAAGAAAAAUAUGAGACUGAAAACGACAAACUGUUUAGUUUAGAUAUUUCACAUAGAGUUGCAAAUGUUACACAAGCACAACCGUACAAAAAGAAAACGAUCGUAGCUGCUAACAGUUCUUUGGAUGAAUUUCUUACUAAACCAUUUGAACUACCGUUAUUAGCAAAAGAAGAAUAUCGUCCGACAGAAAAAAAAAUGUUUAUAGAUAUAGGAGUGAAUGAUGAACCAUUAGAUUCGACUAAUAACGUAUUAAAUACAUCUACAUUAGUUGAUUACUCGGAUGAUACAGACGAUGAUAAUUAG
Didymodactylos carnosus is the source of this 1907-nucleotide messenger RNA. NCBI's taxonomy places the organism in Eukaryota, Metazoa, Rotifera, Eurotatoria, Philodinida, Philodinidae. The record is from the annotation of a GenBank genome assembly.